AAUCUACUGUAUGUAACAAAUUUUUAAAUCAGUGGGAGACUGACAAUUUUUUGGGAGAACUUGAUUGUAGCGUUGCAGAAUUAAUUUAAUAUUUUAAACAAUAUUCAAAUUUUUUAAAUGUUAAAAACAUAGGGCUUUCCACCAUCGCUUGCAACGUUGCUUUUACUUAGUUGCGUUGCUAGGUGCAUCUGGCAUCGUUAAUGUGAUUCAAUCACAAUAUUUUGCAUUUCAAAAGUUAGGUUAGUGACAGUCUUGCAUAAUGUAAAGAAAACUUUAAACAUGUAUUAAUUGGACCUUUUGCUAAGUAUUUAGACCUAAAUUUUACAUAGAUUUAUACAUAUUUUUACUAAUUUAUUUAAAUGCAAAGACUGUCACUACAAUUCUGAAAAAAGAAAUGAACUACAAAAUGUCAUUGUUUGUUUUAUCUCAAGUCCGAAAAAUCUGUACAAGCCCCCUAAAUCAAAAGAACCACUAUGAAUCCCUGGGUCUGGGAAAGACUGCGACUCAAGCAGAUGUAAAAAGUGCAUAUUAUGAGUUGUCAAAGAUUUAUCACCCAGACAGAAACCAAGGGACUACCGCCGAUCAACGAGACAACCAUUCGCAAAAGUUUAGAGAUAUUACAGAGGCUUAUGAAGUGCUAGGAAAUGUAAAAACAAGGAGAAUGUAUGAUAAAGGUUACUUGAGCCAAAGACCCAAAGAAUCUACCGCUCAAAGAACACCUGAUGAUCCAUUACACAACUUUUACAAAUCACGCGAAUCGCGAAAAAGAACACCGAACGUUGAUGGUCGACAACCAAUCUACAAUUUUGAUGAAUGGUCUCGUAAUCAUUAUGGAGACUCAAUGCGCAAAGCGCAAGAAAUGAAGCAAAGAAAAGCGUUUUAUGAUAAGAGAGCGGACGAUGAGAGCAGCGCAAGGGAGUUCGAAGUUCGUUUCUACGGAUUCCUUCUCUGCGUCUUUGUUUGUAUGCUAUUAAGAGAAUUUUAUCAAGCAGUAAUGUCCCUGAAACCGAAAAAAACAUAUGCACCUAGUGACAAUUGAUGAAUAUGGUCUCUAGCUUAAUUCGUUUCAUUAAAAUUAACGCGAAGGUAAUAAAUAUGUUCACUUUCGGUUUCUAUUGAAUUAUAGACAAAUAAUACAAAUCUAUUCAAAAUAAAUAGUAACCAUAUUUAACUUGACAGAAAUAUUAAUAUUUUGAUUCACCUGAAAAAGCACUAAUCCAUAAAAAAAUUGUGAAUUUAAAUAAAUGUUUUUGUGCAUAUGUAAUACCACAUUUUAAUGAUCUUCAAACAAUAGAUGUUUUAAAUGUGAAUAGGUGAUGAUGACCAAAUACAUUAAACAAUUCGAUUGGAAGGUUGCUAAUUAAAUAGAACAGUGGUUUGUAUUUUUAGUGAUCUUAUACUACGGGGUCUUGUAUGUACAGUUGUCAAACGAUGUGCCUAGUAAGCAUCAAAAACCUCGAAGACCGAAGGCCGAGAAAUAAUAUACUUAGCAGACUGUGUAAUGUACUAUAUUAAUUCUGUAAAUAAAUAUUUGUUUAGGA
This is a messenger RNA of Dendroctonus ponderosae (mountain pine beetle), 1541 nucleotides long. RefSeq names its product dnaJ homolog subfamily C member 30, mitochondrial. NCBI's taxonomy places the organism in Eukaryota, Metazoa, Arthropoda, Insecta, Coleoptera, Curculionidae. The transcript is spliced from 2 exons. The coding region runs from base 395 to 1039 and encodes 214 amino acids. The record is from RefSeq and is a predicted model, not a curated record.